CAAUUGUCUAAUUAUGUCAUUUUGAACUGGGAGCAAUUUUAAAAACAAAGUGUUUAGUGUUACUAAAUUGAUUUUGUAAAUACUUUCUCAAAUAACAAUUAUAUAACCAUAUGAUAAUAACGUAAUAUAAACGAAGCAAAAUGAAUAAACUGCUAUCAUUAGGUCGUUUUAAACAAAUCUUAGAAUGUCGUUCUAUCACAAUGAAAAUAUCACCUGAUGGCAAGGAUAUUCCUAAGAAGAAGCCUAUUGAGAGUCGAAUUACUUUAAUUGGCUCAGAUAAUUCUAUUUCAAUUACUGAUCUCAAGAGUGCUCAAAGUUUAUCAGUUAGACGGGACUUAAAAUUGGUAAAAGUUCAGGAUGAGGAUACAAAAACGCGACGACCGGUGUACAAAUUGAUGACAAAUGCGGAAUAUCAUCAAGAAGAACUUUCUAGAAGAAAAGAAAAACAAGAAAAAAGAGAAAACAAUUUAAUAAAAGGGCAAAAGCUGUUGACUCUGUCAGCACGAAUAGCUGAACAUGAUUUGAUGACUAGAGUUAAGAAAAUAGGCAAGUUACUAGAGAAACAGUAUGAAGUUAAAGUUGUAGUAUCUGGUGGUGAAAAUGAAGAUGACGCUCAUUAUGAAAGAAUAUAUUCUAUAAUGGAGAAAAACCUACAGUCCACCAGUAAGAUUGUUCAAAAGAGACAUAAAGGCAACACUUUGAGGUUCCAGUUCCUGCCAUUACGGCAAAGUUCUUCUGGGGAUGGAAAGGACUCAAAUUCUAGUCAAAAUAAUGAUAAAGAUGGUGCCCUAUGACUAGCCGCCAUUGUAGCAUCUGUAUUAUUGAUAAAGUAUGUGAUGUUUAGUAAAUAUAUUUUUAAGGCGAAGCAUACAGAAUAUAAUACUGAAAAAAUCAAUGAAACAAAUGUCUAUAUUAAAGAGAAUUCAGAAUUUGAUAGUGAAGAAUUAGUUUAAUUGCUUUAACACUUGCAAAUAUAGUGUUGUUCAUUUUUAUUAAAUUAUUUAUAUUGUCA
Zerene cesonia (dogface butterfly) is the source of this 1012-nucleotide messenger RNA. Its product is annotated as translation initiation factor IF-3, mitochondrial-like. The transcript is spliced from 3 exons. The coding region runs from base 141 to 794 and encodes 217 amino acids. Gene Ontology annotation, biological process: mitochondrial translational initiation; ribosome disassembly. Gene Ontology annotation, cellular component: mitochondrion. Gene Ontology annotation, molecular function: translation initiation factor activity; ribosome binding. The record is from RefSeq and is a predicted model, not a curated record. Lineage: Eukaryota; Metazoa; Arthropoda; Insecta; Lepidoptera; Pieridae.